AUGGCAAAAAGAUGGGAUAAUCACCUCAGCGCUGAGAGUUUGUCAAGACAGCCAUGCAUUCUCAAACAAGCAGCAAAGUACCUGAAGAAGCCAGGCAUGAUCUCCCUCGGCGGCGGGCUCCCCUGCGCGGAGAACUUCCCCAUAGAGUCUAUCAGCAUGAAGAUCCCCGUCUCGCCCGACUUCAGCGAGGAGGCGACCCGCGUCUCGGGCGAGACAGUCACGAUAGGCAAGUAUGACGUCGAGACGAAUGACGGCGUCUACGACCUCUCAAUUGCGCUCAAUUAUGGUCAGGCCAAUGGCUCUGCGCAGAUGAUGCGCUUCGUCACCGAACACACCGAGCUCGUCUGCAACCCGCCGUAUGCGGACUGGCGGACAGCCCUGACGGUAGGCAGUACCGGCGCCCUGGAACAGGCUCUGCGCAUGUUUUGCGACAGGCAGCGUGGCGACUCCAUCCUCACAGAGGAGUACAGCUUUUCCACUGCCCUGGAGACGGCAGCUCCACUCGGAGUGAAGGUGUUUGGAGUGGCGUUGGAUGAACAGGGUCUUCGUCCAGAGAGCAUGGAUGAGAUCCUAAGCAAUUGGGAUGAGAGUGAGCGAGGAGCACGAAAACCGCAUGUGCUGUACACCGUGCCCUCGGGUCAGAACCCGACGGGCGCGACGCAGGGCGUCGAGCGAAGGAAAGCCAUUUACGAAGUCUGUCAGAAGCACGAUAUCUAUAUCCUAGAGGAUGAGCCGUACUACUUCCUGCAAAUGCAACCCUACACCGGGCGCGAUGCUCCUGAUGUGCCGCCACCUGCUUCCGUGGAGGAGUUCUUGGACGCACUCAUUCCGUCUCUUCUGAGCAUCGAUGUUGACGGAAGAGUGAUGCGGAUGGAUUCGUUUUCGAAGGUGGUCGUUCCAGGCUCCCGCUUUGGCUGGAUAACCGCAUCAGAGCAAAUCGUGGAGCGUUAUAUAAGGCAUGCCGAGGUGGCUAGCCAAGGCCCCAGCGGUAUUUCCCAAGUUAUACUUUACAAGAUGCUCGAUGAGAAGUGGGGUCACGAGGGGUACCUGCGAUGGUUGAUGAACUUGCGUCUGGAGUAUACGCAAAGGAGGAAUGUGAUGCUAGCCGCAUGUGAGGAUUUCUUGCCGGACGUCGUGAGCUGGACUCCCCCAGUUGCAGGCAUGUUUCACUGGUUGAACGUUGACUACGAGCGACAUCCUCAAGCGGGCCGUCGUAGUAUACUCGAGAUUGAAGAGGAGAUUUUCGACCUGUGUAUCGAAAAGGGGGUGCUUGUGGCCAGAGGGUCCUGGUUCAUACCGGAAGAGGGCAAGGCUCCCACCGGAUUAUUCUUCCGCGCGACCUUUGCAGCUGCAACACCCGACAAGAUGAAGGAGGCCAUCCAAAGGUUUGGCGAGGCGGUUCGAGAAAGCUACAAGAUCAACUGA
This is a messenger RNA of Phaeoacremonium minimum UCRPA7, 1425 nucleotides long. Its product is annotated as putative aromatic amino acid aminotransferase protein. Gene Ontology annotation, molecular function: pyridoxal phosphate binding; aromatic-amino-acid:2-oxoglutarate transaminase activity; L-2-aminoadipate:2-oxoglutarate transaminase activity. The record is from RefSeq and is a predicted model, not a curated record. The transcript is spliced from 3 exons. The coding region runs from base 1 to 1425 and encodes 474 amino acids. Gene Ontology annotation, biological process: L-tyrosine biosynthetic process; aromatic amino acid catabolic process. Lineage: Eukaryota; Fungi; Ascomycota; Sordariomycetes; Togniniales; Togniniaceae.